GGCGGGGCUCCCCGAGAAUCCCGCCUACAAAGAGGCGGGUCGUACCUGGAACCCCGCCCUCCCUGAGGCGGGGCCUGUGGCGCGCGGGAAGAAGCGUAAGCGGCGGCGGGAGCUGGCUGUGCAGCCGACCGACCGCGUCCCUGCAGCUUUCCUCUGACUUUGGGUAAAGAACGGUGCCCGACGGAUUUGUGUUGCUCCAUCAAGACUCGGGAGGAUGAAAGUCAUUACCUGCGAAAUAGCCUGGCACAACAAGGAGCCGGUGUAUAGCCUGGACUUCCAGCAUGGCACCGCCGGGAGGAUCCACAGACUGGCGUCGGCCGGUGUAGACACGGCGGUUAGGAUCUGGAAGGUGGAAAAAGGACCCGAUGGAAAGGCCAUUGUUGAAUUUUUGUCCAAUCUUGCCCGCCAUACCAAAGCUGUCAAUGUCGUGCGUUUUUCUCCGAAUGGGGAAAUUUUAGCAUCAGGAGGAGAUGAUGCCGUCAUCCUGUUGUGGAAGGUGAAUGAUAAUAAGGAGCCAGAACAGAUUGCUUUUCAGGAUGAUGAUGAGGCCCAGCUGAACAAGGAGAAUUGGACUGUCGUAAAAACCCUGAGAGGCCACUUGGAAGAUGUGUACGAUAUUUGCUGGGCAACUGACGGGAAUCUAAUGGCUUCUGCCUCUGUGGAUAACACGGCCAUCAUAUGGGAUGUCAGUAAAGGACAGAAGAUCUCUAUCUUUAAUGAACAUAAAAGUUACGUCCAAGGAGUAACCUGGGACCCCUUGGGUCAGUAUGUUGCCACCCUGAGCUGUGACAGGAUCCUCAGGGUGUACAGCACCCAGAAGAAACGUGUGGCUUUUAAUGUCUCAAAGAUGCUGUCUGGAAUAGGGGCCGAAGGAGAGGUCCGAAGUUACCGGAUGUUUCACGACGACAGCAUGAAGUCAUUCUUCCGUAGACUCAGUUUUACCCCUGAUGGGUCUUUGCUCCUCACACCAGCUGGAUGUGUGGAGUCUGGAGAAAAUGUAACAAAUACCACCUAUGUUUUCUCCAGGAAGAAUCUUAAAAGGCCCAUCGCUCACCUUCCCUGUCCUGGCAAAGCGACGCUUGCAGUUCGCUGCUGUCCUGUCUACUUUGAGUUGAGGCCGGUGGUGGAAACAGACAGAGCGUCACAGGAGCCGGGCACGGAGCUCGUGCACCUGCCCUACCGCCUGGUGUUUGCUGUGGCUUCUGAAGACUCUGUGCUCUUGUAUGACACCCAGCAGCCGUUCCCUUUUGGCUACGUGUCUAACAUACAUUACCACACCCUGAGUGAUGUCUCCUGGUCCAGCGAUGGGGCCUUCCUGGCCAUUUCUUCCACGGAUGGCUACUGUUCGUUUGUGACAUUCGAGAAGGAUGAACUUGGAACGCCUUUGAAAGAGAAGCCGGUUUUAAGCGUGGGAACUCCCGAUACAGCAAAGAAAACGAAGAGUCAGCCACACCAGGGGUCUUCGCCAGGCCCCAGGCUAGUAGAGGGGACCCCCAGCAGCCCCUGCACACCCCCGCCUCAGGCAAGACCAUCUCCAGCCCCAGCAGCGCCUUCCGAGGAGAAGAAGGCCCUGCAGCCCAGCACGCAGAAUCCCAAAGCACCCCCAUCCCGGAGGGUCACUCUGAACACGCUGCAGGCCUGGAGCAAGACAACACCCCGGAGGAUAAAUUUACUACCCUUAAAGACAGAGACUCCACCAAAUUCUGUACCAAUUAGUAUAAUCUCCACCCCUUCCACAGAAGAAACUGAACCAGGGACGCCCGGGGACCCUCAGGACAGUCCUCCGGAGCCCAAGCGGCCUCGGCUUGGUGAACACAAAGGAAGUUCCCAAGGUCUGGAGCCUUGAGGAGAUCUGUCUGCUGCUCGAAGGCUGCCAGGUCUGGGGACCCCCGUGCACAGAGAGGGGGGGCUAGGCCGGGGACACCGGAGACCAGUGGCAAUAGGCGGAGCCUGAUGGAUACUCGUGAAUUGUUUACUGUAACAGAAGAUACACAUGGACCAGUUUUUCUCCAGAACUAUGUUUGCACUUGUAUUCAAGACACAUGCUUACCUCGGAGCAGUGAACGUUUUCAUAGACCGGAUCUUCUUUUGAGUUUCUGAAACUGGAGCGGUUCAGCCUUGUCUAGUGCGGAACAGGGAGCCCGUCCUUGAAACACUUACAGGGAAAGUGCAGACGCUUUGCGAGCAGACCCUUCCCAAAGCUGGCAUGAGAGAGGAGAAAGUUAUUUGAGAAGGUUUAUUCUGCUGAUGUUCCCUUCUGAAUAGUUGGUUUUUAGGAGUUAGUUUCCUGACUGUAAAGGUAAUAAAAAUGCUCGUGCUGGAAAGCUGGCGAGAAUAAAGUAGGAAAAACGGGUCCGAGAUGGGACUCUGCCACCCUCUUCCUGCUGGAAGGAACCGUGUUGCUAUGUUGGCAUAUUUAUUUCCUUUUUUUUUUUCCCCAGGGAGAGAGUGGAGAUUUCCCUUUAGAGUUUGGUAUCCAAAUAGGUUAACUUUUCAGAUUGAUUUUUCAGAAUAAAAGAACUUUUCCUGAGCA
This is a messenger RNA of Felis catus (domestic cat), 2533 nucleotides long. RefSeq names its product chromatin assembly factor 1 subunit B (gene CHAF1B). Gene Ontology annotation, biological process: DNA replication-dependent chromatin assembly; nucleosome assembly. Gene Ontology annotation, molecular function: protein binding. Gene Ontology annotation, cellular component: CAF-1 complex; nucleus. Bases 215 to 1846 code for a protein of 543 amino acids. The record is from RefSeq and is a predicted model, not a curated record. Lineage: Eukaryota; Metazoa; Chordata; Mammalia; Carnivora; Felidae. The transcript is spliced from 14 exons.